Molecule: messenger RNA, 315 nt
Organism: Rhinocladiella mackenziei CBS 650.93
Lineage: Eukaryota; Fungi; Ascomycota; Eurotiomycetes; Chaetothyriales; Herpotrichiellaceae
Exons: 1
Coding region: 1-315 (104 amino acids)
Source: RefSeq, a predicted model, not a curated record
AUGUCCGAGCACCCAGGGCGCUGGCUGCUGGCCAGUGGGACGAUGGAUUCGCACCUUCUCGCGGUGUCCGGUGUGACUACCUACUUCGAUGGGGAAACCAAGACGAAUCCAACGGCAGACGGGGACGUGCUGGCAGCUCAGGGGUUGCGCGUCCUGCAGCACCAACACGACGACGACAAGCACGACACCACAAUGAAGUCAAGAGAGUUCAAAAGAGGUGGAAUGGAUAACGGCACUGGGAUACAAUGUCAAGGGUUACACAGUGCAAUCCCUCCUCCAAUAUCUCAACGACCUCGACCAUCAUCUUCAGCAUAA